This is a messenger RNA of Vitis riparia (riverbank grape), 2406 nucleotides long. RefSeq names its product cation/H(+) antiporter 15-like. Gene Ontology annotation, cellular component: endomembrane system. The coding region runs from base 173 to 1126 and encodes 317 amino acids. Gene Ontology annotation, biological process: regulation of pH. The record is from RefSeq and is a predicted model, not a curated record. NCBI's taxonomy places the organism in Eukaryota, Viridiplantae, Streptophyta, Magnoliopsida, Vitales, Vitaceae. The transcript is spliced from 2 exons.
GACAGGAUGUCAGAAUGACGUAGUGAGGCACGCUUAGUCUGGCCAGUGAUCCGGAUGAACAUAUCCGGGUGGAACAUGAAAGGUCGCCGGAUGCGUAAUGGCGGUGGUCCGGGAUGAACGUAUCCGUGUGGAACAUGAAAGGUCGCCGGAUGCGUAAUGGCGGUGGUCCGGGAUGAACGUAUCCGUGUGGAACAUGAAAGGUCGCCGGAUGAGUGAUGGAGGUGGUCCGGAUAGGAAAGCGCGCCACGUGUACUCUUGGGGGAAUCCGGAUGUGGAUAUUCCGGGUAGGAACACGUGCCACGUGUCGUCAGGGGACGUGUGCCACGUGUCAUCAGGGAUGGGUCCCUACAGGGAGGGAGCCUUUUUGCCUUCAGUUUACUACAAAAUGCCCACAGUGGAUGCAAUCUCGCUUGGACUUAUCAUGAACGCCCAAGGUGUGCUCGGGCUCGGUUUAUUUAAAAUGCUGAAGAAAGUGAAGGCGAUAGACCAUGAAAGUUUUGUGGUGAUGUGCACAUCCAUGCUGGUGGUUGCAGGGUCUAUCACACCUAUUAUAAAAUACCUUUAUGAUCCCUCAAGGAGGUACUUAUCCUACAAGAGAACUGUCAUGCACUCCAAACCCAAUUCUGAACUUCGAGUUUUAGUGUGCAUGCAUGAUGAAGAAAAUGUCCACACCACCAUUAACCUCCUCCAAGCCUUAUAUCCAACAAAAUGGAGCCCCAUGGCUAUCUAUGUUCUCCACCUUGUGGAGCUUGUUGGCCGUGCCAAACCCCUCCUCAUUCCCCACAAGCUGACCAGAAAAUCCUCCUCCAAGGCCACCAUGUCGCAGCGCAUUGUCAAUGCCUUCAGAUUCUCUGAGGAAAGCAAUCAUCGUGUAGCCUCAGUGCAACCCUUCACUGCAAUUUCUCCCUAUGCAAGCAUGCAUAAUGAAGUAUGCGCAAUUGCGCUUGACAGGAAGAUUUCUCUCAUAAUAGUUCCUUUCAACAGGAGAUUUAAUGCCAAUGGAGGUUUGGAGUUGUUCAAAAAGGCAGUUAGGACAAUGAACAAUGUGGUCCGUGAUAAGGCACCUUGCUCUGUCGCAAUCCUUGUUGACCGGGCCUCCUCAGCAGCUCAAGCUCAAGGCAUGUGAUAGCAGACUGGGCUUUGUAUUUUGUUGCUGUUCUCUUCUUGGGUGGAGCUGAUGAUAGGGAGGCGUUAUCUGUAGUGGCAAGAAUGGCAGAACACCCAAAAAUUGACUUAACAAUGGUUCGGCUACUUAAGGAUGGAGAAGUUACCAGUGAAGAUGGGCGCGAGCGGAAGCUUGACAAUGAACUAGUGAGUGAAUUUAGAGUCAUUACAGCUGGAAACCAUCGAGUAAUGUACAUAGAGGAGGUUGAGGUGGAUGGUUCAGGGACAGUUGCUGUGAUCAGAUCAGUUACAAACUUCUCAUGGUGGGAAGACACCAUGAUGAACAGUCCCCACUCACAGCAGGGCUUACAGAUUGGAACGAACAUUCAAAUUUGGGAAUAAUUGGAGAGAUGCUGGCUUCCACGGAUUUCAAAAGCAAUACAACAAUCUUGGUGGUGCAACAGCAUGCCCAUAUAGCGAUGAAUGGGGUGAGAACCAGACAAAGCUUUGAAGGACAAGAUGUGACAGAGGAGGAAGCAGAAUAUAUUCCAAUUACGACGAGAACUGUGUGGUAAGAUGAUCAGGGAUAUUGGUAUGAUGAGUGGUAGCUAUCUUUAUAAUCAUACGAUGUAGCCACACUCUGUUCUGUAUGAUAGAAGAUGGUAGCUGUCUUUAUAUUUAUAUAACGUAGACACUCUUUAGACAAGCGCAUUCAGAAAGAAAUUCAACAAACUCCUAUUUUAAUUAUACCAGCCUAGAGCUUUUCACAAACAACAUGGAAAUUGAUCUUAGUAUGCUUUGUAGGUUCAUGAAAUUCUGGAUUGGCUGCAAUGUGAAGAGCUGCUUGGUUGGCAUGUGGAAUUUUUAAGUCUGCCAUAGGUGAAUAAGCCGUGCGACUUCACAACAAGUAGUAGCAAUCACUCGGUGUUCGGCCUCUGCAGAUGAUUGAGAAACAGUAUUCUGUGUUUUGGACUUCCAUGAAAUUGGAGAUGAACCAAGAAAUAUGCAAUAAUCAGCAAAAAAUGGUCAUGUUUCUGAAACACAGAAGGCAUUUAAUUGGACUUUACUAGUUGAGGAAAAUAGGAUGCCUUGGUCAGGUGAUUGCUUGAUAUAUUGAAGCAAUCAAUCAGGGGUGUCUAGCUGUGGUUGCCUGUUGGCUUAUCCCUGAAUUGACUUUGGACUUGGACAGCAAAAGCAAUGUCAGGACGAAUUAUGGUAAGUAAAAAAAAAUCUCCAAUUAGGCAUUGAUAGAUAGAUGGAUCUGGUAAAAGUUCACCAUCAAUAAAGCUGAAGAUUCUGUUC